Trichoplax adhaerens is the source of this 918-nucleotide messenger RNA. RefSeq lists its product as uncharacterized. Gene Ontology annotation, biological process: mitochondrial respiratory chain complex IV assembly; protein insertion into mitochondrial inner membrane from matrix. The transcript has 3 exons. The record is from RefSeq and is a predicted model, not a curated record. Gene Ontology annotation, molecular function: membrane insertase activity. The coding region runs from base 1 to 918 and encodes 305 amino acids. Gene Ontology annotation, cellular component: mitochondrial inner membrane. Lineage: Eukaryota; Metazoa; Placozoa; Uniplacotomia; Trichoplacea; Trichoplacidae.
AUGAGUACGCCAAUAUCGACAUCCGAUCUAUUAUCGGAUGCUGCCUUCCAUGUAAAUGAUACUCAUGUUGGUCAAACGUUAGCGGAUUUAGGUUUAGGUGGCUAUACACCUAUUGGGUUAUUGCAACAUGCCAUCGAUAGCUUGCACUCUUAUGUUGGAUUACCGUGGUGGGGAUCAAUUAUGGUGGCUACAGCUAUUUUACGUGCUUUAACACUACCUCUAGUAGUACGAUCCUAUCGUAACUCGGCUAGAAUGAAUAAUAUCUCACCUACUGUUAGCAGAUUGAUGAAUAAGAUGAGGGCAGCUCCGACUCAGCAAGAAGCUGCUUUGUAUUCGCAAGAACUUAGGCUACUAUUCCAAAAACAUAAUUGCAAUCCUUUCAAAAGUCUUAUUUCUCCUUUAUUGCAAGUCCCUGUAUUCAUCUCCUUCUUUUUAGGCUUACGUCGAAUGUGCACAGCACCGCUGGAAAGUAUGAAAGAUGGCGGAAUGUAUUGGUUUACUGAUUUAACUGCUGCUGAUCCAUAUUAUGUCCUACCUGUAUUAUCGUGUGUGACGAUGCUUCUGACCUUAGAGUUAGGUACCGAAGUCGGAGCCCGUAAUUCUGGAAUGCAACAACAAGCAACAAUGAAAGUUAUGAAGAUAGUCUUUCGAUUCCUAGCUAUUGGAAUGUUGCCCGUUACAGCUCAAUUUCCUACCGCUAUAUUCUGUUACUGGUUGACAUCAAAUAGCUGUUCAAUGUUACAAAUGGUAAUCUUAAAUACUCCAAGAAUUCGUAAAUCCUUUGGUAUACCAGAACUAAUAAAAGUUGAACCUCCUCCGGAAGAAAGUAAGGAUAAAGGCAUUGCCAGCAAUUUUAAAACCGGUAAGCUAGCCGUGCUAUAUCAUAUGCUUAUGUCUAGUUUUAACGACAAACUAUAG